Molecule: messenger RNA, 750 nt
Organism: Suillus fuscotomentosus
Lineage: Eukaryota; Fungi; Basidiomycota; Agaricomycetes; Boletales; Suillaceae
Exons: 3
Coding region: 358-570 (70 amino acids)
Source: RefSeq, a predicted model, not a curated record
CUCAAGUCUUGCACAUUUCAACUUGUUUAGUGCUCACUUCCAUGGACGGCAACAAAAUUGGACUAUUUGGUAUGCUGUGGCUGAUGAGCAGGUAGCAGGAUUUUCAAUCGAUGACUCGGAGGAGACAGUUAGUUAAACUACCUUUGGAUACGACCCGACGUGCUGCGUGCACCUCUAUUGCACAGAGAUCAACUUUGUAUGCUUCGACUUUGAAAAGGAAUCAAGCUUGCGAUCCUGGUCGUCUUUGGCGAAGUAGGCCUCACCGUCGACGGCCGCUGCGGAAGGAGUGAAGGAGGAAAAUGUAGGGGUCGUAUUCUGGGGGAUGCGAGUCAGUGGCGAGGAGAAGCUGGUGAGUACAUGUCCUUCUGUCUCGUACUGUUGAAUCUUCUGGAAUUAGGAAGUCGGAUAUGUAGAAUGAGCCUUUUGCGAGCUAAUGCGGGGUACAUGUUUGUGAAAGCACGGGAAGUUAUUGCAUAUAACGUCCGCUCCUUGGAUUACAUGUCAAUACAGCCAUCGAAAAGUGCUAUGAAUCAGCACCCACUACACACGACCCUUCCCCCGCACAGGUAGAAGGGCUCAGAUGGUUAUCUCUCGCACCAUCUACAACAUCUACCCCCCUGAGAACGAGCGACAAGAAGUUACCCUCCCUACUGAAAUCUGUCGUCUAUAUUGUCAUCGAGUGCAGUGUAUUGUCGACCAAAUUCGGGGAAAUAAACAUGUCGUUAACCAAGUAAGGAUGCGUGCAUCCUA